Molecule: messenger RNA, 2169 nt
Organism: Schizosaccharomyces japonicus yFS275
Lineage: Eukaryota; Fungi; Ascomycota; Schizosaccharomycetes; Schizosaccharomycetales; Schizosaccharomycetaceae
Product: WD repeat protein Crb3
Exons: 3
Coding region: 160-1476 (438 amino acids)
Biological process (GO): rRNA processing
Cellular component (GO): nucleus; heterochromatin; rixosome complex
Source: RefSeq, a predicted model, not a curated record
CAAUGUGGAAGAGAAGAAACAUUGUUUGAGUAAAAGUUCUGUCGCCAAUACUGAAGUAGGAGUAAUAUGUAUUAUUACUUGCUGUUUUAUUACUCGACCACGUCCUUGCCUUCCCUUCCACCUCAGUCUCAUAGCCAGUGACCAAAAAUCUUCCAAAUAAUGAUUGAAGCAAUUCUAUCGGGAUAUGAGGCCACACAGGAAGAACAAAGUAAUGUUUGUGCUCACAAUUUACACAAUGGUUCGCUUUUGAGUACUUUUCGGCAGAGUUCACCAUACCCAAAUGCAACCUGUAUUUCGCGUUCAUAUCUGCUUUCUGCGCAAAAAAAUAAGCCUCAGCUGAACAUCCAUGCUUUUGGAAAGGAGAACCUCGACCAAAGAAUUAUCCUUCCUGAAACAGUGGAGUGUUUAAAGUGCAGUCCCUGUGGUUCCUGGCUGGUUGCUGGCACAAAGUCAGGUCAAUUGUAUCUUUGGUCUAUGCUUUCCGGUGCCCUGCUCCAUUUCUUCCGGGCUCAUUAUGAAGCUUUAACACACUUGGACUUUACGGACGACGGGAUGAUUUUAUUGUCUGGUUCAAAAGAUGGCGAAGUGAAUGCCUGGACGAUGGCAUCUCUUGUGGAUAAAAGCAAUCAAAACAACGUUGGCGUCAAUAGCUCUAUUAAGCCUUAUAGAAAAUUCAGCGGACAUACUAGAGAUAUUACUGGAUUAUACUGCGGGAAGGGACCCGCUGUCGCUUCUCGUGUAUUUACUACAAGCCGCGACAACACUGUGAAGAUCUGGGAUAUGAGCAGUGGUCUCCUACUCACAACAAUUGCCUUGCCCGUAUCGCCCAUCUGUUUCUGUUGUGAUCCGGCUGAACGGGUACUGUACCUUGGUUAUGAAAAGGGUUUUAUAACUGUGCCGUUGUUCGUUAAUCCCAAUACUAAAAAAGAUACAUCAACAGAAAAUUCCGCACCCUAUGCGUUGGGCGGAAAUGGAAAAAUUGUUGAUGGUGUUGAGGGUGAACCAUUUCCCUCUGUGCAACACACAUCUGCUAUUCAGGUACUGACUCUAUCAUUUGAUGGAUCGUUGUUGAUUUCUGGAGAUGCUGAGGGUACCGUGCUUGUUUGGGAUGUCGUUUCCAAACAAGUGUUGCGGAAAAUAGUUACCUUUCCAAAGCCUGUGACCUUUUUACAGACGACAACUGAAAGCAUGCAGUUGCCGGCCAAUUUAACUCCGUUUCCCAUGCUGAAGAGAAUGGUUACGGAAGAGGGCAUUUUGUCCGACUUGUCUGUAGCCAUUGAAGACAAUGGUGUCGAGGAAUUGAUGCAGCUUCCAGAUAUUUUGGAAGUCGGAAAGGAAAUUUUGUCGGAAAGUACUGAAUCUGGUUGGCGUGCAAAGGCUGAGGCCUUAGAGCUCGAACUGAAGGAAGCCCGGUCCUUGUUUUUGGAACUUAAACAGGUUCACCAAGGCUUGUGGGAAAAGUACUUGAAAAUGUAGGAUUAAAGUGAUUUAAUGGAUGGUUUCUAUUUUCAAAAAUUAAAACUAGGUGCAACUCAAAAGCUAUGAAAUAUACAAUUGAUAUAUAAAGACUCCUCAAAAGUCUAUUUUAUGAUACUAGUUCAUUCCGACUGCCGUUGAUUGCGUGUAGACAAGCUGAAAAAAAGUGAUCAACUUUUCAUAAAUCUCUUCUUCAUAAUUACCUAUCGGAUUAGUUGGACCGAAUUGCACUAUUCAUAAAAAAAAGCUUACCGCCUGAAAAUGAAGGGAUUCCGUAUGUUGCACACAAGUCCUCCAGCAAUGUACCAACAGGUUUUGUGGAAGUUACAUAAUUGCGUCCGUGCUGUUCACAAAAUUAGUACUUUUGGCAAUGCAACUACUAUAGCACGUACCGUUAGGAUAUGUUCAGCAAGAGCGGGUGUAUGGAUUUCAUGAUUCGUGGUAAUACAGGAGACAAUAAGUAAACUUCCAAGCUUAUGCUUUAACUCUUCCCAAUGUGCGUCCAAAUAUGUUAACAAGUAGUGUGAACUAAACUCUGCACUGAUAGAGUGCACUCUGUUUCCUUUAAACUUGUUGAAAAUAUAAGGAAGACACACUUGCAUGUAAGUUUCAGGUGAAGAGAUGCCUGUAGCGUGUAUUAGUAGCUGUCAAUGUAGAAGGACUCAAUAACUCAUACCGGGAAUAUCAUGUGAA